AUGCAGAACUCUGAAAAAGCAAAUAUACAUCCGCAAUGCAUGUUGGUUGGCUCCAAACGUGAACAAUUGCCUGACGUGCCAGCCGUUUACUUUGUCGCCCCAAAUGAUGAAAACGUGGAACUUCUCUGCAAUGACCUGAAGCUGGGAUUGUAUGAAAACUUUUAUCGCAACUUCAUUUCUCCAUUAUCCCGACCACGACCAGAAAUUCUUGCAACGGCAGCGGUCAAUGGUGGGGCGAUCUCUCAAGUGCAAAAGGUAGUGGAUCAGUAUUUAAAUUUCAUUUCCCUGGAAGACGAUCUCUUUGUAUUGAAAAGAUACCCUGAAGCAAGUCCCAUGUCCUAUUAUGCAAUCAAUGAUCCUUCAACAUCCGACGCUCAAAUGGAAUCUAUGAUUGAAUCCAUCGCGGAUGGUCUCUUUUCGAUGUGUGCUACUCUUGGUUUGGUGCCAGUGAUUCGUGCUUCCAAAGACAAUGCUGCGGAACAAAUUGCAAUUAGGCUUGAUCAAAAACUCCGAGACAACUUACGGGAUGCACGCAAUAAUCAUUGCUUGAUGAGAUUAUUUUUGCUUGUCGUAUUCAAUGGCUGGUUGUUUCAGCGCUUUCUGGAAUUGGGUACUCGACCUGGAGCUGAUGAAGAUCUCAAGGCGAGCGACUUCUCUUAUGAAGCAACCAAAUAUGGAUUCGAUGAAGCACAUGGAAAAGAUCAAGAUGACACUGCUUUCAAUGAGACGUUCCCCGAAAAUACGAUUGUGUGCUAUACGGACGGAAGUUUUCAAGCUGGGGUUCCUCGGGAAGCCGUCGACUCUUCAGCUUAUGCCGGGUUUUUUGGCGAAGGCAACAUACUCAACUUUGCUGUUCGUCUUGAAGGUCUAGAAAAAGCAACACUGUCCAACAAAAAAAGGAUUCCCGAAGAUGAUUGUGCGACUUACAUCGAGAUUGUGGCUGUAAAAACUGCGCUCGAAAAGUUGGCAGCACUGCCUGGCAGCACCGAUAUGGAUGUUAUCGUCCGUACUGACAGCAUGAACACGAUCCAGGGACUGAAGAAACGUAACAAGCUCAAAAUAGAAGAUCUUCGUAAAGGAAUCGAUUCGAUCAAGAAGGUGGUAUCAAAUUACCCGAGAGGAGUCCUCUUUCAACAUGUAUACAGCCACAAUGGCGACGCGGGAAACGAGAUGGCUGAUGCCAUGGCUUCUCGGGCAAGGAAAGGUUGCACGUCGGAAAAGGAUUACCAGUUGGAGGAGAAAUUGGUUAAACGCGAGAAAAAAUAUUCGCGACACGGCAAAGUGAAAUCCCAAUACGAGAGGGCUUUCAACGACGAGGGAAACCCAACUUCAAAACGAUAUGUAUUCAUCAAGCAAAAUGGCGAAGCCGAAAAAAGGGAUGAA
This is a messenger RNA of Mesorhabditis belari, 1383 nucleotides long. The record is from the annotation of a GenBank genome assembly. NCBI's taxonomy places the organism in Eukaryota, Metazoa, Nematoda, Chromadorea, Rhabditida, Rhabditidae.